AUGGCAUCAGUGAAGCUGGAAGACUGCAGUCAAACACUGGAGCUGAAUGUCAACAUUAAAGAUGAAGAAGAGGAGGAGAAGAUUAGGACAACUGUUAGUCAUGGAGACCAUCUGGAGACAUUCUCUACAUCCAGGGAGCAACAGCAGGAAGAUCAGAGAGCUAAGAGGUCUCAUCACUGCCCACAUUGUGAAGAGAUUUUCCCAUUUCUAUCAAAGCUAAAAAUACACCUAAAAAUACACACAGGAGAGAAGCCAUACUCCUGCUCAGACUGUGGAAAAUGCUUCAAAACAUCAACGGUGCUAAAACGUCAUCAGAGAACACACACAGGAGAGAAGCCUUAUUCCUGCUCUGACUGUGGAAAAUGUUUUAAAUCAUCAAAUGAGCUAAAAGCUCACCAGAGAACACACACAGGAGAGAAGCCUUACGUCUGCUCUGACUGUGGAACAAGUUUCUCUCAACUUUCCCACUUAAAAUCACAUGAACGUAUACAUACAGGUGAAAAGCCUUACAUCUGCUCUGACUGUGGAUUGAGAUUCUCUCGUCUGGGCACCUUAAAAACACACCAACGUAUACACACAGGAGAGAAGCCUUACUCCUGCACUGACUGUGGAAAAUACUUCACAACGUCAACUGAUCUAAAAGUUCAUCAGAGAACACACACAGGAGAGAAGCCUUACUCCUGCUCUGACUGUGGAAAAUGUUUUAAAACAUCAAAAGAGGUAAAAGUUCAUCAGAGAACACACACAGGAGAGAAGCCUUACUCCUGCUCUGACUGUGGAAAAUGCUUCACAACAUCAACUGAUCUAAAAUUUCAUCAGAAAACACACACAGGAGAGAAGCCUUAUUCCUGCUCUGACUGUGGAAAAGGUUUUAAAACAUCAAAUAAGCUUAAAGUUCACCAGAGAAUACACACAGGAGAGAAGCCUUACGUCUGCUCUGACUGUGGAACUAGUUUCUCGCAACUUUCCAACUUAAAAUCACAUGAACGUAUACAUACAGGGGAGAAGCCAUACUCCUGCUCUGACUGUGGAAAAUGCUUCAAAACAUCAACUGUGCUAACAGUUCAUCAGAGACCAGACACAGGAGGGAAGCCUUAUUCCUGCUCUGACUGUGGAAAAAGUUUUAAAACAUCAAAUAAGCUUAAAGUUCACCAGAGAACACACACAGGAGAGAAGCCUUACGUCUGCUCUGACUGUGGAACUAGUUUCUCGCAACUUUCCAACUUAAAAUCACAUGAACGUAUACAUACAGGGGAGAAGCCAUACUCCUGCUCUGACUGUGGAAAAUGCUUCAAAACAUCAAUUUUGCUAACAGUUCAUCAGAGAACACACACAGGAGAGAAGCCUUAUUACUGCUCUGACUGUGUAAAUGCUUCACAACAUCAACUAAGCUAAAAGUUCAUCGGAGAACAUGUACAGGAGAAAAGCCUUACACCUGUUCUGACUGUGGGGUGAGUUUCUCUCGACUGGAUACCUUAAACACACACCAACAUAUACAUAAAGGAGAGAAGCCAUACUCCUGCUCUGUUUGUGUAAAAUGCUUCAAAACAGCAACCGAGCUAAUAGUUCAUCAGAGAACACGCAUGAGAGAAGCCUGCUUACGUCUGCUCUGACUUUUGGGUGAGUUUCUCUCACCAUAGCAACUUAACACACCAAUGUAGUCACACAGGAGAGAAGUCUUACUCCUGCUCUGUGGAAGGGUGGGUGUGUAACUCAAACUUCUAGCCAAAGGCUGCUGUGUUUAGAAUCUCAUCAAGGAGGACUGUAGCAUUUUAGCUAAUCAGCAACUUUGCAACUACUUACUACUUUUUAGCUAUUACUUAGCAUGUUAGCUUAGCAUGCAACUACUUAGUAUGUUAGGUAACCUUUCCCCUAAAACCAUUUAACCCCUCACCCCUAACCUAGCUAACGUUAGCAACAACAAAUUGGAAUUCGUAACAUAUUGUAUGGAUAGCAAUGCGUAGAAUAACAUAAGAAUUGUAAUUCGUAACAUACGAUACAAGUCAUAUUAUACUGAACCACAAUCUAAAUGCAACAAUUUCAAAGAUUUAUAGUUCGUAUAAGGAAAUCAGUCAUUUUAAAUAAAUGAGGCCAUAAUCUAUGGAUAUCACAUGACUGGGCAGGGGCUCAGCCAUGGGUGGGACUUGGGAGGGCAUAGGCCCACUUGGGAGCCAGGCCCAUUCAAUCGGCAUGAGUUUUUCCCCAUAAAAGGUCUUGAUUUCAGACAGAAAUACUACUCAGCCCCCUCCCAGACAAUCCUGCAGGUGAAGAGGUCCUGGGCUGCCGUGGUUACAUGUGAUCUGCAGUUGUGAGGCCAGUUGGAUGUACUGCCAAAUUCUCUAAAAGGACGUUAGAGGUGGCUUAUGGUAGAGAUAUACAUAUUGAAUUCUCUCCUGCAGUCAUCAUGACAAUUGCACAUUCCCUGAACUUGGGAUAUAUGUGACAUUGUGUUGUGUGGCCUUUUAUUGUCCCCCAGCACAACAUUUACAUUUACAUUUAAGUCAUUUAGCAGACGCUCUUAUCCAGAGCGACUUACAAAUUGGUGAAUUCACCUUCUGACAUCAGUGGAACAGCCACUUUACAAUA
Messenger RNA from Oncorhynchus masou masou (cherry salmon), 2586 nucleotides. Its product is annotated as zinc finger protein 664-like. The record is from RefSeq and is a predicted model, not a curated record. NCBI's taxonomy places the organism in Eukaryota, Metazoa, Chordata, Actinopteri, Salmoniformes, Salmonidae. The transcript is spliced from 2 exons. Gene Ontology annotation, molecular function: RNA polymerase II cis-regulatory region sequence-specific DNA binding; DNA-binding transcription factor activity, RNA polymerase II-specific. Bases 1 to 1395 code for a protein of 464 amino acids. Gene Ontology annotation, biological process: regulation of transcription by RNA polymerase II.